AAACCAGAUGCCCGUCCAGUCGUGCCCCACGUAAGAGACGCAAAAGGUGACUGACCACCAAGGGAAGAAAGUGAUGUGGGCGGCGGCGCUGCCAGCGGCGGCGGCGGCGAUGGUGGUGGCAGUGGCAGUCUUCCAUAUUUGGUCAAGGAGACGCAAUGGGGUUGCAUGGGGUGAGAGUGGGCGUAUCAAGUAGGGACAGGGCAGGGAGUAAGGUGGUCGGCUACCCCACCCCUUUCUUACACCUCUCCCAGGGGAGGGGCCGCCUCUAGUCCUUAGCGCGCAAAGAUAAGAUAUAACCCAUUGCCUUGACCUGACUCUCAAUGGCAGCCCAUCUCAAAGACCAAACCCACCCUCCUCCCCAGCCCACCAAAGCUAGGAGAGGGAGGCGAAGGGAGACCACCAUCUCCACAAACGUUUCCUCUGCCUCCUUCCCCUCCCCAGACCCUUCCCUCUCUGCACCAACGCCGAGGAAAGAGCCGCCGGCCGUCUCCCCAGACGACACCUGGUGCUGUGCUCCACCGCACCGACGGACCGCCACUAACACUCCCAGCCACCCAUCGCAAGACCAGAGGCACCAAGAGCCGGAAACCACCACCAGACCCGCGCCGGAAGCCAGCGAAGUCUCUUCCUCCGUUAGGCAGGGCUUCGUUCCAGACCGACAGUCUUCCUCCCCAUUUCGAGUUCCGGUCUCUCCCGGCCGAGUCUCUCCUCUCAUGGACCCUUCCUCCUCCUACCCUUCCAGCUAUAGCAAGUUCAACUCCGCGCUCAAUGCGGGGCUCCUCAACCCCAUGUCGCCUCCCCCAUCCAUCGACAAGACUCGGUCGAGUCCGACCCUCUUCGAGAUGAUGACCAGUGAGCCGGAUUGCCGUUCCAGAAACCAGCCCCCUUCUGGCAGCAUCACCGUUGCCGCCGUGGCCGGCGGCAAACUGCCUCCCCACGUGAUGACCGUCCAGGAGAAGCACCUGUUGAUGCAGGAAAGGGUUAACGACAUCUUGGGGAGCUCGAGCCCCGGCAGCCGGUUCAACGACGCCGGAUCGAGCGAUGUGAAGCUUACCCUGAGCUCUAAGGACGGGUUCAGCGUCUCCUUGAACGUCCACCGCCACAUACUCGUCUCGCACAGCCGGUUCUUUGCCUCGAAGCUCUCGGAUAGGUGGUCGAAGCAGCAGAAGUCGCUACCCCACCUGGUGGAGAUCUCGGAUUGUGACGAUGUGGAGAUCUAUUUGGAGACUCUGCGUCUCAUGUACUGUGAAGAUCUCAAGAGGAGGUUAAUGAGGGAGGACGUCUCCAAAGUUUUGGAGAUACUCAAGGUAUCUGCAGCAAUUGUAUUUGAGGCGGGUAUUUUAGCAUGUCUAGAAUACUUGGAAGCGGCACCAUGGGCAGAAGAUGAAGAAGAGAAGGUGGCAGCACUACUGUCCCAGUUGCAGCUUGAUAGCACAAAUGCAGCGGGAGAAGUGUUAAAGAGGGUGUCUUUGGAAACUCCAGUAUCUUCGGAAGACGAAAUAGUGGUGAGACUCCUCGACGUGGUGCUUCAAGGCAAAGAUGAAAAGGCCAGGAGGGAGAUGAAAGGGUUGGUGUCUAAGAUGCUGAGAGAGAACUCUUCCCAUAGCAGUACCAACAACACCAAUCUCCUCGAUGUCAGCAAGGAAUCACUCUAUGCUGCUUGUAGCUCUUGCUUGGACCUUCUUUUCUGCAACUUCACAAAGGCUACUCAAGUGGGAUUCAUGGAUAAGAGCAACCAUGAAGAAAGAAGUGCAGUCGUGAAUGAGAUUUCUCGGCAAGCCGAUAAUCUCAACUGGGUGCUGGAGAUCCUGAUCGAUCGACAAAUUGCUGAGGAUUUCACGAAGAUGUGGGCAAGUCAGGUUGAACUUGCAAAGUUGCACGCCAUGGUCCCAACAAUGUAUAGAUUUGAGGUGAGCAGGCUGACUGCUAGGCUGUGUGUGGGGAUUGGAAAGGGUCAGAUUUUGGCACCCAAGGAAGUGCGCAUCUUGUUGUUGCAGACAUGGCUUGAGCCUCUCUAUGAGGAUUUUGGGUGGAUGAAGCGGGGGUGCAAAUCGAUUGAUCGGAAUGUGGUCGAAGAGGGUCUUAGUCAGACAAUUCUUACAUUGCCAUUGUCUCAGCAACAGGCAAUUUUGAUGAAUUGGUUUAACCGAUUCCUGAAUUCUGGUGACGAAUGUCCGAAUAUUCAGAGAGCGUUCGAAGUGUGGUGGCGGAGGGCUUUCUGGAAGAGAAAUGGGGAGACUGACCGGCGCAGGCAGUUACAGAUUGCAACAAUGCGGGUUUAUGAGAAUGGCGGGUGAAAGAAUAUCCUGCGGCUUCAAUAUGAAGUUGGAAACAGUUUUCCCUCGAAAUUUUCUUUGGAAAAUGAUUUCGUUGAUGGAUGAAAUAUUUUUGGAUUGUUCUGUUGGCUUGUUAUGUAACGGGAAAGAAAAAUGGUAAACAGAUGAAGUUGAGAUGAUGGAUAGAGACUGGUGAUUGAGACGUCUGACAUGAAUCAUAACAGCUUAAUUCAAGAAGACUGCGAAGGGUAACUUCAUCCUGGAUGAAUGGUAAGACUAUGACAGGAGCUAAAAGAAUUGUGUUCGUUGGGAAGUUAUGAGGAUGAAGAUGGUGGAAUUACUAAGUAUCCUUUUCUGUUUUUUUCCCCUGAUUCCUCCCUGGCACGGCUUUUUGAUGGUUCCAUGUUUCAUUUUUGACGCCGGAGGGAGUUUUCUUCUUCCAUGCUUUGGAUGUAUAGUGAAUUAGUGUAUCCUGAUAUCAUUUUGUUUCUAAUAAUUUGAGUGGUUGAUUGGUUCUCUCCU
Messenger RNA from Nymphaea colorata (pocket water lily), 2798 nucleotides. RefSeq names its product BTB/POZ domain-containing protein At1g63850. Bases 321 to 2297 code for a protein of 658 amino acids. Gene Ontology annotation, molecular function: protein binding. Lineage: Eukaryota; Viridiplantae; Streptophyta; Magnoliopsida; Nymphaeales; Nymphaeaceae. The record is from RefSeq and is a predicted model, not a curated record. The transcript has 2 exons.